This is a messenger RNA of Blastocystis hominis, 1038 nucleotides long. RefSeq lists its product as hypothetical. Lineage: Eukaryota; Bigyra; Opalinata; Blastocystidae. Gene Ontology annotation, biological process: proteasome-mediated ubiquitin-dependent protein catabolic process. The coding region runs from base 1 to 1038 and encodes 345 amino acids. The transcript has 7 exons. Gene Ontology annotation, cellular component: proteasome complex. The record is from RefSeq and is a predicted model, not a curated record. Gene Ontology annotation, molecular function: metallopeptidase activity; protein binding.
AUGCCUUCCAUUCAUACAGUGAUUGUUCACCCGAUCGUUUUACUGGGGAUAACGGAUCAUGUGAAAAGAAUGUCAACAAUGACGAAGGGUCGUGUAGUCGGCGUUCUUUUGGGUUCAUGUAGAAAUGGAGUUGUGGACUGUUCAACUUCAUUUGCUGUUCCUUUUGAAGAAAACAAGGAAACAAAUGUAUGGUUCCUCGACACAGACUAUUUGGAGAAGAUUGAAAAAAUGCAAAAGCGAAUCAAUAGUGCCUUCUCUUUAAAAGAGAAUAUUGUGGGUUACUACAGCUCGAGCAGCAAAUUAAACGCGAUUGACCUUGAAAUCGAUCAAAUGUUCCGUAAGUAUUGCAAUAAUCCCGUGAGCAUUAUAUUCUUAACACUGGACAUCCACAACAGCGUUGGUGAUGUUCCUGCCAAGGGUUAUAUUACGCAAGAGGUGAUUGACAAAAAUGGAAAGGAGGGAGAGCGUAUGUUCUUCCAGCUGAACGUGAAGAUCGAGGGUCUUCCCAUCGAAGAGGCUGGCGUUCAGCACGUUCUUCGGAGCGUUCGCGACGCUUCCAUGGUGUCAAUUUACAACCAAAUCAACGACAAAAUGGUCUCUCUGCGAGGGAUCGAAGACCGCAUUCACACGAUCAUCGAGUACUUGGAGCACUGCUCCUCUUCGAAUCCUCCGAACUCGGAGAUCAUGAAUCACAUCCAGACCUUGCUGAGCAGUCUUCCGAAUCUGCACUUGGAAGCGAUCCAGGAGGCGAUCGCGGCCAAAACGAACGAUAUUUACAUGCUGUUGUAUCUGAGCUCGCUGGUGCGAACGGUGGUGUCGCUGCACGAUAUGGUGAAGGUGAAGGAGGAAUCGCUGGAGAAGAAGGUGAAGGAGAGCAAUGUGAUCGAGACGAGUAGCGAUGACGAUGAUUUCUAUAUGCUGUUUUCGAGUGUUUGUAAAUCAAACAGAACAGAAUCGCUCGUACAGAGCCACGCACGCCACUGUCUUCUCGUGUCCUGUGUAGUGCCGAAUCACUCGACCCGAUCGCAGAUCCCAUAG